Molecule: messenger RNA, 714 nt
Organism: Brienomyrus brachyistius
Lineage: Eukaryota; Metazoa; Chordata; Actinopteri; Osteoglossiformes; Mormyridae
Gene: ccl34a.3
Product: chemokine (C-C motif) ligand 34a, duplicate 3
Exons: 4
Coding region: 84-404 (106 amino acids)
Biological process (GO): immune response
Cellular component (GO): extracellular region
Molecular function (GO): chemokine activity
Source: RefSeq, a predicted model, not a curated record
UAUAAAUAUGACUCUCCUGGUAAUGUAGCUACCAGUUAGUAAUCUGAGCUUCAUACAAUCACUGAACAACACUAACGACGAACAUGUCUCCCUCCAGAAGACUCACAAGCUACUUGGUGGUUCUCAGCAUCGUCGUAGCCAUUAUGGCUGUCAGAACAGAUGGGGAUGAAAUCAAAGUCACCAGCUGUUGUACUACAGUGUCAAAGAAGAAGAUCACAUCACCCAUCCUGGGGUACAGGACCCAGAAAUGGAACCCACCUUGCGUGAAGGCAGUGAUCUUCGAUACUGAAGACGGACCUGUGUGCAGCCACUGGAAGGAAGAAUGGGUCUUUCGUAAAGUUAAGGAACUGGAGACGGCCCGGAGAACCCAGAUCACCACAGCCCCCACCUCGAGGGGGGUCUGAGUGCUCCCACAAGCAGAUUCUAUGGCUCAAAUCAACACUCCUUUCCAGUUAUAAAUGAUGGUCUCCACAGUAGCUCAAUUCACUAACAUCCACGAGUAUUUAAAUCUUAUAUGUUUUAAUGUAGACUUAAAUUAUUAACUGUUACUCAUGAUGCACUUUUAUUUAUUUCUUUAAAUUAUUGUUAAGGAGUAUGUAUUGGCAACCUUAAUGUAUAUUGUUUUAGAUUUGCUGUGGAGAUUAACCGUUUAUGGAAAUGUCUAAGAUGGAUGUGUUACUGCGGUGGACGAAAUAAAAAAUGGAAAACGGCAAA